AUGUCCGGACCCGAUCCACGUCCUACCACCGAGUCCUGGGACCACUACAUGGCACGAUUAGGCCUUCCAGCCAACGCGAAACCGCUCGACUUUCCAGAUGAAGCAGCGAGAUACGAUACCAGUGUGACAGUUGCAGAGGACUAUGCUGCGCAUUUGAAGGCUCGGAGGGAGAUGUUGAGGGAGAGGGCGGCGAGGGCUAGGGCGAAGGCGGUGAAAGAGAAGGAGGAGGAGGAAGAAAAGGAAAAGCUGGAGGCUGAGGCGGAAGAAGCGAGGGUGCGGAGGUAUGAGGAGGAGGAGGAAGAAGAAGAAGGGGACGCAAAUGCGGAAGGUGCGAGUAAAGGCAGUGGUACUAUUGUCGCGGAUAGGGAGGGUAUUGAGGUGUCAAAGCGACGAAAUAUCUUUGGUAGGCUGAAGUCGUAUCUAGGACGGAGGGUAUUUGGGAAAUGUAGGAAGGAAGCUUGA
This is a messenger RNA of Alternaria ventricosa, 462 nucleotides long. RefSeq lists its product as uncharacterized. The record is from RefSeq and is a predicted model, not a curated record. The coding region runs from base 1 to 462 and encodes 153 amino acids. The transcript has 2 exons. NCBI's taxonomy places the organism in Eukaryota, Fungi, Ascomycota, Dothideomycetes, Pleosporales, Pleosporaceae.